Lottia gigantea (owl limpet) is the source of this 1650-nucleotide messenger RNA. RefSeq lists its product as hypothetical. Lineage: Eukaryota; Metazoa; Mollusca; Gastropoda; Lottiidae. Bases 7 to 168 code for a protein of 53 amino acids. The record is from RefSeq and is a predicted model, not a curated record. The transcript has 2 exons.
GUUACUAUGGAGGUUGGGGUGGAUAUGAUUAUAACCAAGGAUACGGUGGAUAUGGUGGAUAUGAUUAUUCCGGCUGGGGAUACGGACAAGAGCAAGGCCAACAACAAAGCAACUAUGGAAAGAGUGGAACCAAUAAAAGAGACUACUACAUGCACGGAUCAGCCUUAGUCACUUAGUUACUAAAUAUCUCCCUAGUAACCAUGCUAUAUCAGUCCAACAAUUUUGUAAACGUAAUUUUUUGUCAAAUUUCCAAUAAGAGUAAAGAUUUCUCAUUUAUUUUCUUUUUCAUUUCAAUUUUUUUGAUAAAUUAAAGGGGCUUCCCCUCUUUUUAUUAUGAACCUUGUACAUCAUUAAAGGUUAAUUGAUCUCAUCCUUUUAACCCAAAACUGUGUACAUACGCUAAGUUUUCUUUCAAACUAAACUUAACUGUACAUACCAAAUAAUUUCAAAUUUCCAAUGAAAAAUUAUUGUACAUCUUUUUAUCAUCCUAAUUUGCAUAAUUUCAAAGAUGACAAUAAUUUGUACAUUUUGAAAUAAUAGUUGGGCUUCAGCCAUUUAAAUUGUCCUAAUGCAUGAUGGUAUUGGAACGCGAAGGAACAGGCUGGAGUGAGAAAGAAGUCACAUGAUAAAUCCGUCCAAUCAUCUGGUGGAAAUGUGGGACAAUUUUUGUCUCUAAGUGUUUGGUGCUUGGGCGAUGAACUCUCAUUCGCGUGUUGUACAUGUAUAUAUUUUCUGGAAUCGGGACAUUCCAUGUGGUGCAAGAAUGGUGGUUUUUGAUUGGCUGUUCAGUGUGUCAUGUAUUUCUGCAGUUUGAGUACCUGUUCUAUGAGCAUAUAUUUUCAGCAUAAAAUCAAGCAAAUGGUAGGGUGAUCAUUUAGUGCUGAUUUAUAUUGGUUCUUUUUUUCAGUGAAAAAUUUUGAUUUUUCAGUACCUUAUUUGGAAAAUUGUCCAUCCUGAAAUUUAACUCCUGAAGUUUAAAAUGUUCCAUGUCCAGUUAGUACAGAAAAAAAAUAACAUUCUGAAUUUAAGUGCUUGACAAUAGUCAAAAGAAAUUGUCAUAAAAGUUUCAAAGUUGAUGUACUUAUGUGAAAUUUAGCCUCUAUUUAUUAGAAAUGCUCUGAACAGUUCGCCUAUUGAAUUGAAAUUUGAACCCCAUUCUUCAGAAGUCCCUGUAUUAUGUAAAGAAAGAAAAAAGGAAAAAAAAAAUUUUUGAAACUUGCACACUAUUCCUUCACUCUCUGGUAUAUGAAAUAUGAUGAAAUUUUGAAUAAUUCAUUAAAAUUAAAUGUUUGAACAUGGAGCAUUUUACUCUUUUGCAGAAUGUACAUCUGGCGCAGUGAGUAUGAAAAAUAUCAGAAAAAUACAUUUUCUUUGCCAGUAUCUCUUAUUUACUUCUAAAUGUUGAUGAAGGAUGAAGUACUAAUUACGAACCCCCUUCCCCCGAUUCUCGAAAGAAAUCUGAAAACUGACCAACACUAUUACUGCAAGCAAGCCAGGUAGCCUAAUGAUGGCCUUGGUGGCUUCGGAAAUGUACAAGCCUCGGCAGACAUUGUGUUUUUGUUGAAUCGUCAUCUGACGUCUCGAGGAUUGAACCUUCAAGGUCAACUUUCCCGCGCUUUUCGCUCGGCACUGAAACUUUACAGAUGACCU